AUGGAAAUUAUUGAGUUAAGUUCAGAAUCAGAGGGCGAAGGCUUUGUUGACUUGUGUUCAGAUGGUGAAGACAGGACCGUUCUAUGCUCAGACAGCACCGUUUCAUGCAGCUCAGACAGAGAAGACGAUGGCUAUGGUGAUCGCAGCACCCGUUUUCGCCCGCCCAUCCAAUCUCUCAGUCUCAGCACAGCUUCUGACGAGAAUAGCGACGAAGAACCAAUCAUGUUGGAAGUCGACAGUUUUUUAAGUGACACUCGUCAGGCUUCAUCCUUUUAUAGGCCUGCCGAGAAUAGACCAGCCACUGGAAAGAUAUCAAAGCUGACAAAGAAGGACUUGCUUCGGCAGCCCAUAACUUCUGUUAUUGAUGCUCAAGCCGAUAUUGGCUCAGAAGUCCCAGAGAAAAGCCUUUUCAGUGUUGAUGAGAAAGUUGUUUAUGACGAUGCCCUGCAGUAUAUCCAACAGGAAAAAAUGGAAGAAGAUUUGCCUGAAGAUGUUCUGUCAGUAUCACUCCUUAAGCAUCAGAAAAUAGCAUUAGCUUGGAUGGUCUCUAGGGAGAAUAAUGCACAUUGCUCAGGUGGAAUUUUGGCAGAUGAUCAGGGUCUUGGGAAAACAAUAUCUACAAUUGCUCUUAUACAGAAGGAGAGGCUUCAGCAAUCUAGGUUCAUGAGUGAUGAUUCAGAAUGUGGAAUAUCUGUUGGCGAUGAUAAUGAAGCAGCGCUUGAUAUGGACAAGAAGGAAUUGAAGGUCCAUGCUAGUCGAUCAAGGGCUGUUAAAGCUCAACCCAAGAAGGCCAGAGUGAGCUCCACUGCAUCAAGCUUGAGGCCAACGACUAGCCCAGCUGCAGGUACAUUGGUGGUCUGCCCUGCUAGUGUUCUUAAUCAGUGGGCUAAUGAGCUGUCGACCAAGGUUACCAGAAGUGCGGAAUUGUCUGUUCUGGUUUAUCAUGGAGGUUCAAGGACUAGAGAUCCCACUGAGCUGGCAGACUACGAUGUUGUUGUCACAACAUACACAAUUGUGGCCCGUGAAGUGCCUAAAGAAAACACUAAUGAUAAGGUUUCUCCUGGCAAUAAAAGGAAACUUAAGAAAAAUGCGAAAUGCAAGACAAAGAAGAUAAACAAACCUGGCCCACUUGCUAAGAGGCCUAUGCUAAAAAAUAACUUUUGUAGGCAGAAGGAUGCAUUGGGCAGGUUUUUCAGUGGCUGUGGAGACAUUCAGCACCCCGCUGACGAUGGACUGCCUAGUGCGGUUCUGCAGUAUGCCGACGAUACCUUAAUUGUUCUCAAGGGUGAUCAAAGAGAAACACUACUUGAUGGAGAGCCAAUCAUAAAAAUACCACCAAAGACAAUUCAGUUGAGUAAAAUAGAUUUCACUAAGGAGGAGCGGGCUUUCUAUUUAAGGCUUGAAGAAAACUCUCGUCAAACGUUAAAGGGGCGUUCUAAAGAUUUCAUACAGAAAAACUACGUGCACAUCCUUGCGUUGCUGUCUCAACUUCGGCAGGCUUGUAACCACCCUUUUCUUUUGAAGGGGAAAGAAUGUGCCCACUCAGUAGGAUUGGCAAAGCAACUUCCUGUGGUGACAGCAGUAAAUUUGCUUAAAGUUCUUGAAAGUGGCGCUGCAAAAUGUACCAUAUGUGGUGUGUGCCCUGCUUCUCCGCAUUGUGGAAGAGAAAUAAGUGCUGAAAAUCUUUUAUUCACCGAUGUAUUGAAGUUCUGUCUCUGGCCUAAUCUGGAGUCUGAAGCACCAACUAGUCAUUCCAUAGAUGUGCGCCAACCAUUCUCAGUCUGUGAAAGUAGCUACGUCUCCUCCAAGAUCCGGAACACCAUUGACAUACUGAACUCGAUCAUCAACACGGGAGAUGCUGAUGAUACCAUGGGAUCAGUUCCAAGCGAGAGCACUCCUGUUAAGGCCAUAGUCUUCACCCAGUGGACUGGCAUGUUAGACUUGCUGGAGCGUUCACUGAGCAGCAACCAUAUUGAGUUCAGGAGGUUGGAUGGGUCAAUGCCACUGAACGUAAGAGAAAAAGCAGUGAAAGAGUUCAACACUGACCCAGAGGUGAGAGUAAUAAUUAUGUCACUGAAAGCUGGCAAUCUUGGUCUGAACAUGGUAGCCGCUUGCCAUGUGCUCAUGCUUGAUCCUUGGUGGAAUCCCUCUGCUGUGGACCAGGCAGUUGAUAGGGCACACAGGAUCGGUCAGACCCGUCCAGUUACUGUUUCACGUUUAACCGUCAAAGACGCUGUGGAAGACCGCAUUUUAUCUCUGCAGGAGGGAAAAAGGAAGAUGAUCGAAUCUGCGCUGGGUGAGGACCCAUCCGGUGACAGUCCAGCAACCCGGCUCACUGUAGAGGAUCUCAAAUACCUCUUCAAGAUGUGA
Messenger RNA from Miscanthus lutarioriparius, 2370 nucleotides. The record is from the annotation of a GenBank genome assembly. NCBI's taxonomy places the organism in Eukaryota, Viridiplantae, Streptophyta, Magnoliopsida, Poales, Poaceae.